This is a messenger RNA of Phalaenopsis equestris, 681 nucleotides long. RefSeq lists its product as uncharacterized. The record is from RefSeq and is a predicted model, not a curated record. Bases 1 to 537 code for a protein of 178 amino acids. The transcript is spliced from 4 exons. Lineage: Eukaryota; Viridiplantae; Streptophyta; Magnoliopsida; Asparagales; Orchidaceae.
AUGAAUAGCUCCCUUGAAAAAUUUAUAAUGGCAACAGAAGGUCCAAAGGCUCUGGCUACCUUCUUCCUCUUCAUUAACCUCUUGAUGUAUGCCAUCCUAGUUGUUGUUGCAGGUUGGGCUCUCAACUAUGGCAUUGAUGAGACUCCACAGUCAGUUUCAGAACUUAGUCUGCCUGCAAGGCUGUUUCCAGUAUAUUAUCCCAUUGGGAACUUAGCCACAGGGUUUGUUGUGAUGUUUUCGCUAAUUGCUGGAUUGGUGGGCGUUGCUGCGUCGCUCACAGGCCUUCAGAAUGUUGUUCAGGGGAGCACAUCAGGCCUGUUAUCUGCUGCUGCUUCUUCUGUUAUGGCUUGGGGCCUCACACUUCUGGCCAUGGGGUUGGCUUGCAAGGAGAUAAGCAUUGGUUGGAGGACAGCAGGCCUGAGAGCACUAGAGACCUUGACUAUCAUGGCUAGUGGAACCCAGCUUUUGUGCACUGGAGCUAUUCAUGCUGCCCUUCCUUCCACCAUCAGCCAACCUCUCUUCACUGGAAGAGCCUGAAUUUCUGAAGGAAAUUAAAUUUUCUUUAUAACCCUAUAUUAUCAUAUAUAUGUUAUGUAUGUGUGUAUAAUGAUAUUUUCAUACUUGCUACAAUUAAUGAUCAUUGUUCUUGAAAUUUCUAUUAUACUUAAUUAAUAUUAAGUU